This is a messenger RNA of Trifolium pratense (red clover), 654 nucleotides long. RefSeq names its product 10 kDa chaperonin, mitochondrial-like. The record is from RefSeq and is a predicted model, not a curated record. Lineage: Eukaryota; Viridiplantae; Streptophyta; Magnoliopsida; Fabales; Fabaceae. The coding region runs from base 101 to 394 and encodes 97 amino acids. The transcript has 3 exons. Gene Ontology annotation, cellular component: mitochondrial matrix. Gene Ontology annotation, molecular function: protein folding chaperone; ATP binding; protein-folding chaperone binding.
ACCCUAAACCCUAACAAGUGACCUCAAAUUUCAACAUUUCGUAUUCUUCGUUCUCUCAUCUCAUCCUUGUGUAAGUGUUGCGUCGUUUUCUCGAAUCGAAAUGUCGAAGCGAUUGAUUCCACUAUUCAAUCGUGUUUUGGUUCAGAAAAUCGUUGCUCCAUCAAAAACCACCGCUGGCAUCUUGUUACCGGAGAAAUCCUCCAAGCUGAAUUCUGGAAAAGUUGUUGCUGUUGGCCCUGGCCUUCAUGGUAAGGAUGGGAAACUCCUUCCUGUGGCCGUAAAGGAAGGUGACACUGUUCUCUUACCUGAAUAUGGAGGAACUGAAGUGAAGCUUGAUAACAAAGAGUACUUUUUGUAUAGAGAUGAUGAUAUAUUGGGGACACUGCAUGAUUGAUGUUGAAGUCAUCGGCGGAUCUGAGCCUUGCUGUAUCAAUUUAUAUGCUAGGUGUUUUGCUACAUUUGAGCAGUUUCUUUCUGCUGUAUCAAUCUACAUUUUGUUAUGAUGCAAAACAUAUCUUUUAAAUUUAGUUAAACAAUCAAGAAUGAUAUUUUUAUGCAACUACCGGGAAAAACUGUUUUGAAGGUUGCAAAUUACCUUUGUUACAUUUUAUGGCCUUGUUCAGUGGCUUAUUUAAAAGCAUUCUGUUGGCUUAA